This is a messenger RNA of Prunus avium (sweet cherry), 1050 nucleotides long. RefSeq names its product Adenine nucleotide alpha hydrolases-like superfamily protein. Lineage: Eukaryota; Viridiplantae; Streptophyta; Magnoliopsida; Rosales; Rosaceae. The record is from RefSeq and is a predicted model, not a curated record.
UGCAUCAUCACUCUCUCUCUCUCUCUCUCUCUCUCUCUCUCUCUCUCUCUCUCCAUUAUAAUAACCAAGAACCCCUCAAUAUCAAACCCCACAUACUCUCUCUCACUCUCACAAACCCCUGUUCUCUCUCAUUAUAAUAACCAAACCUCACAUACUCUCUCUCUCUCUCUCUCUCUCUCGUACCAGCGGUACACUCUAACUUAGUCCGUAGGCACACAUUUAGGCAAGAGGGGUAAGUGAAAAUGCCAAGACCAAGUUCAUUUUUAAGGCAAUUGAGUGGAAGGGAGGCUUGGAAAUCAACAUCAAAGAGGUGGGUUGGUGGAAAUAACAAGUCUUGUGGUGGUGGUGGUAUUGGGCGCUCUGAGGGAAGCUUGAAGCAAAUGGAAGGGCUUAACAUGUACGGCAGUGACAGUAACAAUGGUGGGUUGGCAAUGAGGAAGAGAUUGAUGGUUGUGGUGGAUGACUCAUCACAUUCCAAGCAUGCUAUGAUGUGGGCUCUCACCCAUGUAGCAAACAAGGGUGAUUUGCUCACUCUCCUUCACAUCAUCCCUGCUUCUCAUGACUCUUCUUCUGUUUCCCCUUACCUUGCCAACUCUCUUGGCUCCCUUUGCAAGGCCUGCAAGCCUGAGGUGGAAGUGGAAGCACUAGUGAUCCAAGGACCAAGACUGGGCACAGUGAUAAGCCAGGUGAAGAAGCUAGAGGUAUCAGUUUUAGUGCUGGGUCAGAAGAAGUCCUCUCCCCUCAUCAGCUGCUUAUUUGGAAGCAGCAGCACAGAGGACUUUGUGGAGCAUUGCAUCAACAAUGCAGAGUGCUUGACAAUUGGAGUGAGGAAGCAGAGCAAGGGUGUGGGUGGCUACCUUAUCAACACCAGAUGGCAGAAGGAUUUCUGGCUCUUGGCUUAGUUCUCUAAUAAGAUUAUCUAAUCUCAUUAGUGUCAUAAUUAGUAAUUAAGUAUAGAUUAUUAGCUUGUAAUUUUAGUAUCUAACUACUAACUAGAUGAUGAGCUUUCUUUGUAUUAAUUAAUGAAAUGAAAGUCUGUCUUUCUAUGUU